Messenger RNA from Tupaia belangeri chinensis (Chinese tree shrew), 1471 nucleotides. RefSeq names its product histamine H3 receptor. The transcript has 3 exons. The record is from RefSeq and is a predicted model, not a curated record. Gene Ontology annotation, molecular function: histamine receptor activity; G protein-coupled acetylcholine receptor activity; G protein-coupled serotonin receptor activity. Gene Ontology annotation, biological process: G protein-coupled receptor signaling pathway, coupled to cyclic nucleotide second messenger; adenylate cyclase-inhibiting G protein-coupled acetylcholine receptor signaling pathway; chemical synaptic transmission. Gene Ontology annotation, cellular component: synapse; dendrite; plasma membrane. The coding region runs from base 1 to 1272 and encodes 423 amino acids. Lineage: Eukaryota; Metazoa; Chordata; Mammalia; Scandentia; Tupaiidae.
AUGUGCACCCCGGGGCUAGGGCCGGCACCCGGGCCUGGACCAGGGCUCGGACAGGGGCUGCACCCUGGGCCAUACGCCGGCCACUUUUCGGCGCCGGUGACAGUGCUACUGGCUGUGCUCAUGGCACUGCUGGCGCUGGCCACCGUGCUGGGCAAUGCGCUGGUCGUGGUGGCCUUCGCUGUGGACCGUAGCCUGCGCUCCCGCGGCAACUUCUUUUUCCUUAACUUAGCGGUUGCGGACCUGCUGGUGGGCGGCUUCUGCAUCCCGCUGUACAUCCCGUACGUCCUGACCGGGAAGUGGAAGUUUGGGAAGGGACUGUGUAAACUGUGGCUGGUGACCGAUUAUCUGGUGUGCACCGCUUCGGUCUUCAACAUCGUCCUCAUCAGUUAUGACAGGUUCCUCUCUGUCACCAGGGCGGUGACUUACAGGGCUCAGAAGAACAUGACCAGAGAUGCCAUCUUAAAGAUGGUGCUGGUGUGGAUGGCAGCGUUCCUUCUCUAUGGGCCUGCCAUCAUUAGCUGGGAGUAUGUGGCCAAAAGAAGCAUCCUGCCCCGGGGUGAGUGCUAUGCUGAGUUCUGCUACAACUGGUACUUCCUGAUGACAGCCUCCAUCAUUGAAUUCUUCACCCCUUUCAUCAGCGUCACAUACUUCAAUCUGAGCAUCUAUAUCAACAUUCAGAAACGCACCUCCCUGAGGAAUAACAACUUUGCCCGUAGCCAAAAUGGCAUGGAAAUGAACUUCCAGGAGAGAGAAAAGAAACACGUAUUUUUUGUUAAACCAGCUGAGAGGAAUGGGAAGAAAAGGGACCAGGGCUUCUCCCUAAGGCACCAGGUUCUUUCCUCAGAGGUUCCUGAGACUCAGGAUUUACCACCUCUGGAGGUGGACCUUGGAACUAAAUCACAACAAGGCUGGCAGAACCACUGCAGAGUUAGCGAAAAUGUCUGCAACGUCCUGAGGCAACCAGAUCUCUCCAAUACCGUGGCCAGCUGCCUGCAGCUCUCCCGAGAUAAGCGAGUGGCCAAGUCUCUGGCCAUCAUCGUGUGUGUGUUUGGCCUGUGUUGGGCUCCCUACACCUUUCUCAUGAUCAUCCGAGCUGCUUGCCACGGCACAUGCGUCUGGCAUGUUUUCUAUGAGACAUUCUUCUGGCUCCUCUGGGUGAAUUCAGCUAUCAACCCUAUUCUGUACCCACUCUGCCACAUGAGUUUCAGAAAAGCAUUCAUCAAACUGUUGUGCCCUGGAAAGGCCAAGAUCCAUCCUCAUUUGUACACGUGACAGAAAGAUCUCUGGUAUCAGAUUGCCUAACCCCUUGUGUUUCAUAAAGGAAAGAUAGUCACAAACACUUCCCUAGGCCACGGUCAUCCUGAUCUUCACUUUAGUCUCUGCCACAAGAAAUCAUGGAACCCACAUAAAAAGAAGUCCCUGCAAGUACCUUUAAAAUGGUGCCUAUGGCGCCGGGCGCGCGUGUGUGCGU